GGGACACCGCAAAAGGAUGUUAUAAUAAAAUCCGAUGCCCCAAGCACAUUGCUUUCGGAGAAACAUGCGGACUAUAUAGCUUCGUAUGGAACAAAGAAAGAUGAUUAUGAAUACUGUAUGUCGGAGUAUUUGAGGAUGAGUGGUGUUUACUGGGGGCUGACAGCAAUGGAUCUCAUGGGGCAGCUGCACCGAAUGAACAAAGAAGAAAUUCUGGCAUUCAUCAAAUCAUGCCAACAUGAAUGUGGUGGAAUAAGUGCCAGCAUAGGUCAUGAUCCUCAUCUUCUGUAUACCCUCAGUGCUGUCCAGAUUCUUAUCUUAUAUGAUAGUCUCCAUGUUGUUGAUGUAAAUAAAAUUGUUGAAUAUAUACAGAGCUUGCAAAAAGAAGAUGGAUCAUUUGCUGGAGACAAAUGGGGAGAAAUAGAUACAAGGUUCUCCUUCUGCGCUGCAGCAACUCUUGCACUUCUGGGAAAGCUGGAUGCUGUUGAUGUGGGGAAAGCAGUAGAAUUCGUUUUGUCCUGUAUGAACUUUGAUGGAGGAUUUGGUUGUAGACCAGGUUCCGAAUCACAUGCAGGACAGAUCUAUUGUUGCACAGGAUUUCUGGCUAUAACAGACCAGUUACAUCAAAUAAAUGUUGACUUGCUGGGUUGGUGGCUUUGUGAACGUCAGUUACCUUCUGGAGGUCUCAACGGACGACCAGAAAAGUUACCUGAUGUAUGUUACUCAUGGUGGGUGCUAGCAUCUUUGAAGAUGAUUGGUAGGUUGCAUUGGAUUGACAGAGAGAAACUGCGCUGCUUCAUUUUGGCUUGCCAGGAUGAGGAGACGGGAGGAUUUGCUGACAGACCAGGAGAUAUGGUGGAUCCAUUUCACACCUUAUUUGGAAUUGCUGGACUAUCUUUAUUAGGAGAAGAACAAAUUAAGGCCGUCAAUCCUGUCUUUUGUAUGCCAGAAGAUGUCCUUCGAAGAAUAAAUGUACAGCCUGAGCUUGUGAGCUAAGCCUCGUAGAGACAAAAGGUUGAUAUGCCUGGUUGCUUUGAUUUUACUGAUUUAAGUCAUCUCAUCUCUGAAACUGUUAGCAUAUUCUUCUUUGAGAUGUGUUUACAUUAUGAAAGUAAAGCAAUAGCUUUACUGUGGGCUUUGUCACUUUGUAAACUGUAUCAGAACAGGCUGGUUCUAAUAAUAUGAGUGUAACAUUCUUUGGUUGUAUAUAUGAGAUGUAGAAACAUUUCUAAUCUGUAUCUAAAUAUAUG
This is a messenger RNA of Pelecanus crispus (Dalmatian pelican), 1247 nucleotides long. NCBI's taxonomy places the organism in Eukaryota, Metazoa, Chordata, Aves, Pelecaniformes, Pelecanidae. The record is from RefSeq and is a predicted model, not a curated record.